Messenger RNA from Somion occarium, 2148 nucleotides. The record is from the annotation of a GenBank genome assembly. Lineage: Eukaryota; Fungi; Basidiomycota; Agaricomycetes; Polyporales; Cerrenaceae.
AGAUCAAAGACGAUCGAAGAUCGCAGAUUUUGCAACUUGUUCUUGGACGGUCAUCUCGAAACUUGGAAAGAAUAUUUGAGUCUGCCGGGGCUGCCAUAUUUCUGGUCUGGUUGUGUCCCAAUAACCACGCAGAAGAGCGGAGUGGUUGUCUGACCCUAAGAGCAGGCAUCUCUGCAUUAGCUCUAAUAACCUAUUCACAGUAUUGCUUCAGUACUUUUCAGUGUGAUUCAGAGGUUGUGAAGAUGUCUGGUGCAGACAAUAGUCAAGACAGAGCCCAUCCACGAGAGUGGGUUCUUAACGCGGAGACUGAAUAUAGGUUUGAACUUGACAUUGGAACCUCCUUCGCCAUCAAGUUGAUUCGUGGCCAAGCCGAAAUAUUCGGCGCAGAGCUUGUUGAAGGCAAGACAUACCUCUUCUACGAGGAAUGCAAGGCAGCUGUAUAUACAUGGAUAGGAUGCACCAUAGAGGUUAUAGGUCAACCAUCAACCGAAUACGUCUCCGAAGAGACCCCUAUGGCCGCCUACGCCAACGUCCACCUAGCGCUAGAAGCCAUGCGAGUUAAGACUCUUCUACAUGCCCAAAUCGCUGCCUCCCCUGAUACCGCCUCUCCUGAAGACUUACAAGAGGAUGCAGAAAAUGGCCCAUCGGACUCUCCCAGAGUACUCAUACUUGGACCUGAGAAUUCCGGCAAGACGACACUUACCAAGAUCUUGUUAAACUAUGCGACUAGAGCGGGCCAGGAUUGGUGUCCAAUUCUUGUCAACGUUGAUCCGAACGAGGGUGGCCCAAUGUUACCUGGUACUCUGUCCGCCACGCCGAUACCGUCACCCAUCCAAACUUCUACACCUGCACAUACCCUCGGGGCUUCGGCCACUAGCGCACCGACACACAUGGCUUCGAAUGCACUCUUGCCAUUUGGUUAUUGGUAUGGGCACGCCGAGACGAAACGGAAUCCGCUUCUUAUGGAUCGCCUUAUACGGAAUUUGGGAGAGAAUGUUUGGGAUCGCUGGGAUGCCGAUAUAAUAGGUCGUUCCUCUGGGCUCAUAGUGGAUACGCCUGGUUCAUUCGCUGCCAGUUCAGGUGCACAUAGUGAUCAUCGACAGAGUCUCAUCAAAGCGUGUAUUGACGCGUUCCGGAUAAACGUUAUUCUCAUCGUUGGUCAUGAGAAGCUGAACGUAGAGAUGCAACGCGCCUACGGAAACAAACUCUCGGUCAUCAAGAUCCCAAAGUCCGGCGGAGUAGUCGAGCUAGACGCACUCUAUCGCGCUCGAGUCCAGAAAUACCAAAUGCAUUCCUACAUGUACGGAGAACGUGUGACCCCACCUCCGGGCAUGCCUCCUAUUUCUUCUACCCAAUCAACAAUCAGGUAUCUCGUAGGAGGCGAACAGAGUACCGAUAUGACACUCGCGCCUAGUAGUGCCGUCGUCAACUUCAGCGAUUUAGCCAUUUGGAGAAUUGGUGAAGAAACGAUGGCGCCUACGUCGGCAUUGCCCAUAGGCGCGACACGCGUCGUGUCCGAAAUGCAACCUCUCCCUGUGGAUCCCGCGCAAGCUGGAUCGGGACUCUACAACGCAGUUCUUGCACUGAUUGCCCCUCCAAACCCGGACGACACUGAGCGGUACGAUGAAGAAAUCCUGGAUCUGAAUGUUCUUGGAUUCAUUGUUGUAACCGCGCUCGAUAUCCCUAACAAGCGGAUGACCAUCUUGUCGCCUAGUCAAGGUUCUCUCUCGGGUCGGACAGCCAUUGUCGGGUCUUUCGAGUGGCAGGAGUAAAUUCGUACUGUAUCGUUAGUAUGUUUCUAUUCUUUAUUCACUGCCUACUAAUGGACGAAGAGAAUUAAGUAUAGUGAUGAUAAACUCAUAAUAGAUUCCCUCUAAUAUACUCAUGUACAGAGAAACUUAUGCCAAAAUGUGCAAUGAAGCGGACAACUCAUCAGCCACAUGAGAUCAAAUACGGUGACUAUCUGCAUCUACGCCGUUCAGACGACAUCUCGAAAGUAAAUUCAUCAUGAAUCACCAACGCUGUCUACUCCGAGCUCUUUCGAACACGCUUCUACACUCCCUUGUAUGACCCCUAACACUCACCUUUGUACAUCUUUGAGAUGUUCUUGCAAUAAGGAAUCGCCAAUGAUACGUUCUCGAUAACCUG